UCAUUGCUGUGCAGUAAGGCAGUGGCACAAGAAGCAGGGGAACAGAGAGUGAGAUCUGCAGAAGGUCCAAGUGCUAGGGCAAAGGACUCACACUCCAGUAUUGAUGAAACCUAAUCGUGUGUCGGUUCCCAGGAUUCUUCCAGAAACCCCAGGACCUUCCCAGUGAUCAAGACGAUAUCCGGGGCUCGGGAUAAUGGCCCUGUGCUUCAGACAGCAUUUUGGGUGCUGAGCUACCCCUUAAAACUGAAAUACACACAUUGGCGCCAAUGCUGACAAGCCAGAACAAGUGCACAGAGAGAGAGAGAGAGAGAGGAAGUCGGGGAUAGUUAUCAGCACCAUGGUAUUUGAGGCUGUGAGUGCAUGACUUGGUGCGGCAAUAUGAAUUUUCAGGAUUCAGAGAGCAGGAGUGAGACAGUGAGCCUUGACCCCAGGGAAUCUUUACACUCAGGUCUGUACAAUGGGCGCUUGCUGGUAGCGCUUCCGUACACAUCUAGAGCUGAGCGCAUGGAACAAUGUUUAAGAAAACUCCAGAACUUUGGAAUCCAGGUCCCGCUGGAGCAGUGCAGGGAUUGCCUACAAGUCACGGCUCUUAUUCCUGAGCUCCGCAGAUACAUCUUCUUCAGCUCUCGGGGCUUUGGAAUGAUCCUGGCUCUGAUACUGUACAUUUCCAUUUGGAUCAAUCUCUACUCCACAACACAGAUGUUCUCAGGUAGUCAGAACUGGGUAUUCAGCAUACCCAUUACUCUGGCUGCUGCUGCUGUGACAGCUGCUGUUAUCCUGGUGAUCAACCGACAUCAUAAGCGGAUAAACAUGAACACAGAUGUCAGACUGGCAGUGGCCAACGAGAUCUUCAUGGAGCACAAUGUCCUACUGGGGAUAAGUGACCGGUCACGAAAAUGUCACAUGGUCCCUUCUCUGUGUUUCAUUUACUUCCAUCUUAGUGGCUGUCAGCACAGGCUCUCCCAACACUUGGCAAGCAUGAGCAAGGAAGAUAUCAGACAGUGUCUGGACCACCUUUUUAUCAUCAUAGAGACUCCAGCUGACCCGGAACUAACUCAGGGGAGACCUGCAGAACCCACAGCUGAAGACACCCCAUUGUUGCCUGACAGAACCCGGGAAAAGCCCAUACUCUGCAGCAAAAAGGUUCCCCUUAUCCAUGAGAAUGAACCACAGCUGGAAAUGGCUCGGCAACUCCUGGUUGUAUCAAGUGCAUGUUACGUGCGCCUCCUGAUCACAGGGCUCCUGCCACAUGGCAGUGAAACAGGACAUACUGGGCUCAUAAAUGUUCCUUGCCCGUGCCAGUUCAUAGAGAGCACCAUACUGCAGCCUGGACGGUGUUCCAUGUGGAUCUGAAGAAAAAGCUGGAAGGAGAAACGGACAUAACUUAUUUGAACGGCUGGCUAGGGCUCAUGGGUUAGUGCUGAAAGGGCUUUAUAACAACAGUGGGGAACCUCUAAAACUGAAGUGCUGCACUGCAAACUUUUGCAAAGUUUAUACAAUUAAAUCUGUCCAGUAUACUGGAAAUCAGUUGGAAAAUUAUCAUUACUGUGGCAUUCUACUCUCUGUAGCAGGGGCUACUCAUAUGUGGAAGUUGCUGGCAUCCAACAAGUAUUUUGGUCGGUUAAAGCAAAGUCAGCCAUCACCAUGGAUGGAGAAUGGAGCUCUCUGGAUGGACAAGCCACCAUUCCCUGUACUCUUUUUAUAUAUGUGUAUUUUGUGAAUUGCCUUUUUUAGAAGACUUAUGAUUAAAGUUCUCGGUGCCUUCAGAGAUAAUCUAACUAUGACAAAUGUAGAAAUAUAUUAAAAGACACCUGCAAAAGUAGCAGUCUGCUGCAA
Xenopus laevis (African clawed frog) is the source of this 1836-nucleotide messenger RNA. RefSeq names its product transmembrane protein 268 S homeolog (gene tmem268.S). The transcript has 11 exons. The record is from RefSeq and is a predicted model, not a curated record. Bases 361 to 1353 code for a protein of 330 amino acids. NCBI's taxonomy places the organism in Eukaryota, Metazoa, Chordata, Amphibia, Anura, Pipidae.